Anopheles marshallii is the source of this 2562-nucleotide messenger RNA. RefSeq names its product probable chitinase 2 (gene Cht2). NCBI's taxonomy places the organism in Eukaryota, Metazoa, Arthropoda, Insecta, Diptera, Culicidae. The record is from RefSeq and is a predicted model, not a curated record. Gene Ontology annotation, molecular function: chitin binding; chitinase activity. Gene Ontology annotation, biological process: carbohydrate metabolic process; chitin catabolic process. The transcript is spliced from 6 exons. Bases 1 to 2562 code for a protein of 853 amino acids. Gene Ontology annotation, cellular component: extracellular region.
AUGCGCGCAGCACAUCCGCACCUGAAAGUUCUACUUGCGAUCGGUGGCUGGAAUGAGGGUUCGGAAAAAUACUCUAACCUUGCAGCCAAUCCCGAACGGCGACAAGCGUUUGUGACGAAUGCGCUCGAUUUUAUCAAGCAGUACGGAUUUGAUGGACUCGAUCUGGACUGGGAGUAUCCGACGCAGCGCGGUGGAAAACCGGCUGAUCGUGAAAACUUUGUGGCGCUCGUACGCGAACUCAGCCAAGUGUUCCGGAAGAACAACCUGCUACUAACCUCCGCCAUUGGUGCGGGCAAAGAUACGAUCGAUGCGGCGUACGACGUUAAGGCACUCUCAAAGUACCUGGACUUCCUGCAUAUCAUGUGCUACGAUUACAAUGGCAGCUGGGACGGUAAGAUCGGUCCUAACGCACCACUUACCAGCCGCGACUUCCUUAACGUCGAGUAUUCGAUCGAGCAUCUGCUAGAACUGGGAGCCCCCGCUAGCAAACUCGUCCUGGGCCUACCGUUCUAUGGUCGCACGUUCGUCAGUACUAUUGCCAAGGCGCGGCUAGGCGAUACAGCGGAUAAAGUCGGGUUCCCUGGACCAGCCACCAAAGAGAACGGUUUCAUGGGCUACAAUGAGGUUUGCGAGGAGCUGAAGCGUAAUCCAAGCGAUUGGACGCUCGAAUGGGACUCGACCGCAUCGGAGAUGGUGGCGAUCAAGUCAAACGGUUCCACGUCACAGGUCGUGGUGUACGAUAGUACGCGCUCGAUCGCGAACAAGGUUCGCUUUGCGGUUCGUCAGAAGCUGGCCGGGCUGAUGGUUUGGUCGGUCGAUACAGAUGAUUUCAACGGGCUGUGCGCUCCGGAAGACGACACGUACAAAGACUUUGGCGAUCGGAACCAUGUCGCACUUUCGAUCCCAGCUGCUGUUACCGGAAAAUAUCCUCUGCUAAAGACGAUCAGCAACGCCAUCAUCGUAGCGUCGGACGAGUUGACGCAAGAAAACGUCAUCCCGCACGAACCGGAUGAAGUACCUGCGGCAGGUGGAACAGCCACGGGACCAUCGGGAGCCACACUGGCUUCCGUUUCGAGCUCGCUUCUGAGGAACAAUAUAAUGAUGUUGCCCAUGGAUCGAUUACGUGGGCUUGGUUGCCUAUUGCUGCUGUCGCUCGUACUAUUGCUACUUGCAGGUUCUGGGAGCGGCGCACUAGUGACGGACCACGAUCGAGUAGUGACGUGCUACAUCUCAACCUGGGCCGUUUACCGUACCGGUAGUGCGUCCUAUCCGCUGGACUCAUUCGAUCCGACCCUCUGCACACAUGCCAUCUACGCUUUCGCUGGAUUAAAUGAGGCGAAAAAUACCAUCAAAUCGCUCGAUGCAUGGCAAGAUCUCAAAGAUAACUAUGGCAAGGGAGGUUACGAGAAGCUGACGAAGAUGCGCGCAGCACAUCCUCAUCUGAAGGUCCUACUGGCUGUUGGUGGCCGGAAUGACGGUUCGCUAAAAUAUUCUAACCUAGCGGCUAAUCCCGCACGGCGACAAGCGUUUGUGACGAAUGCGCUCGAUUUUAUCAAGCAGCACGCGUUUGAUGGGCUCGACCUGAAUUGGGUAUACCCGACCCUACACGGUGGAAAACCGGCUGAUCGUGAAAACUUUGUGGCGCUCGUACGCGAACUCAGUCAGGAGUUUCGGAAGAACAACCUGCUACUAACGGCGGCCAUCGGUGCGGUCAAAGAAACGAUAGAUUCAGCGUUUAACGUUAGGGAGCUAUCGAACUACCUGGACCUCCUGCACAUCGUAUGCUACGAUUACAAUGGCAGCUGGGACGGUAAGAUCGGCCCUAACGCACCACUUACCAGCAGCGACUUCCGGAAUGUGGAGUACUCGAUCCAAUAUCUUCUUGAGCUAGGAGCUCCAGCUAGCAAACUCGUCCUGGGACUACCGUUCUAUGGCCGCACGUUCGUCAGUCCUAUGGCUCAAGCCCGGCUAGGUGAUAUAGCAAAUAAGGUCGGUUUUCCCGGACCAGCCACCAAGGAGAGCGGUUUCAUGGGCUACAAUGAGGUAUGCCAAGAGCUUAAACGUAAUCAAAGUGAUUGGACGCUCGAAUGGGAUCCGACCGCAUCGGAGAUGGUGGCGAUCAAGUCCAAAGGUACCAAGUCACAGGUCAUAGUGUACGAUAGUACGCGCUCCAUCGCGAACAAGGUCCGCUUUGCGGUUCGUCAGAAGCUGGCCGGACUUAUGGUUUGGUCAGUCGAUACAGAUGAUUUUAACGGGCUGUGCGCACCAGAACAAGACACUUACAAAGAUUUUUACAAUAGCAACAGUGUUGCCCUAUCCAUACCUCUUGUUACUGGAAAAUAUCCACUGCUAAAAACGAUCAGUAACGCCAUCACCGUAGCGUCGGAUAAGACGUCGGUUGAGCGUCGGUUGCCGCAAAGGAUCACCAUUGUCCCACAACCGAAUAAAGUGCCCGAGGUUCGCGGCGCGACCAAGAAACCAUCGGGAGUAAUUGGUCACCGCUUCGAGCUGAUUCCUGGCCAAGUUGUUGUUAUUCGCGGGGUCGACGCUCGAAGGCUGUAA